Messenger RNA from Xiphias gladius (swordfish), 3883 nucleotides. RefSeq names its product kelch-like family member 8 (gene klhl8). Gene Ontology annotation, molecular function: protein binding. The record is from RefSeq and is a predicted model, not a curated record. The transcript is spliced from 12 exons. NCBI's taxonomy places the organism in Eukaryota, Metazoa, Chordata, Actinopteri, Istiophoriformes, Xiphiidae. The coding region runs from base 216 to 2060 and encodes 614 amino acids.
ACGAGUACGAUAGGCCUCGGCCUGUCGUGCACUUUACACCAAUCAGGGCUGUAAUCCGUCCGCUCAGCUGCCGCUCAGGUGUGAGGCCGUGAAACUACAAUUCCCAUGAAGCGCCUGGACUCACAACAAACGUGCUCGAUGCCAAACAUUCCAUUGAACGAAGCCGGCAUCUUAAUUCUCGCUGCGAUAUGAGGUUUUGUUUCUUCUAGCCAGCUAUGGCACCAGGGGAUGUGGUGCCAGACCAUGCGAAGCAGCUGAAGUCCAAGGAGAAGCGGCCUGGAAACAGGGCAUCGAAAGCAGACUGUGAGCCUGAUGGGUCCUUUGUCUUCGAAGCUCAUGAGGCUUGGAAGGACUUCCAUAACUCCCUCAGGCACUUUUACGAAGUGGGAGAGCUUUGUGACGUCACGCUGAAGGUUGGCAGUAGGUUGAUACCAUGUCACAAGCUCGUGCUGGCUUGUGUCAUCCCUUACUUCAGGGCGAUGUUCCUGUCAGAGAUGUCGGAGGCCAAGCAGGAACUGAUAGAGAUCAAGGACUUUGAUGGUGAUGCCAUCCAGGACCUGGUGCAUUUUGCCUACUCCUCCAAGCUCACAUUAACUGUCGACAAUGUCCAGCCACUGCUUUAUGCUGCCUGCAUCCUUCAGGUGGAGCUGGUGGCAAGAGCCUGCUGCGAGUACAUGAAGGCCCACUUUCACCCCACCAACUGCCUGGCAGUUCGUACUUUCGCCGAGAGCCACAAUCGCGUGGACCUGAUGGACAUGGCUGACCGCUAUGCCUGCGAGCACUUCACUGAGGUAGUGGAGUGCGAGGACUUCACAUGCGUGUCUCCUCAGCACCUGCGCACAUUAUUGUCCUCCAGUGAGCUGAAUAUCCACUCAGAGACGCAGGUGUACAAUGCAGCAGUGAAGUGGCUGAAAUCAAACCCACAGCACCACGAGGCCUGGCUGGACCAGAUCAUGUCUCAGGUGCGCCUCCCCCUGCUCCCUGUAGAGUUCCUGACUGGAACAGUGGCUAAGGACGAGAUGAUCAAAGGUAACUUGAGUUGUCGUGACCUGAUGGACGAAGCCAGGAACUACCACCUCCACCUCAGCAACAAGGUGGUGCCUGACUUUGAGUAUUCAAUCCGUACCAUACCCCGGAAACACACUGCAGGGGUUUUGUUCUGUGUGGGCGGCCGGGGGGGCUCCGGCGACCCAUUUCGCAGCAUCGAGUGCUACUCCAUCACUAAGAACAGCUGGUUUUUCGGCCCUGAAAUGAACAGCAGACGGCGUCACGUGGGUGUAAUAUCUGUGGGAGGCAAGGUUUAUGCUGUCGGGGGCCAUGAUGGUAAUGAGCACUUAGGCAACAUGGAGAUGUUUGACCCCCUCACUAACAAAUGGAUGAUGAAAGCUUCGAUGAACACCAAAAGGAGGGGCAUAGCUCUGGCAGCUCUCGGUGGUCCUAUCUAUGCUAUUGGAGGUCUGGACGACAACUCCUGCUUCAACGACGUGGAACGUUACGACAUCGAAAGUGACUGCUGGAGCGCCGUGGCUCCGAUGAACACACCCAGGGGAGGAGUGGGAUCUGUGGCGUUGGGGAGCUUCGUGUAUGCAGUGGGAGGUAACGAUGGGGUGGCGUCACUGUCCAGUGUGGAGCGGUUUAACCCUCACCUCAACAAAUGGACAGAGGUCAGCGAGAUGGGCCAGCGACGGGCUGGAAAUGGAGUCAGCAAACUGAAUGGCUGCCUCUAUGUAGUGGGUGGUUUUGAUGACAACUCCCCCCUGAGCUCUGUAGAGCGAUUUGACCCACGAAUGCACCGCUGGCAGUAUGUGUCUGAACUGACCACCCCACGUGGUGGAGUCGGGGUUGCUACUGUAAUGGGAAGAGUGUUUGCAGUCGGGGGCCACAACGGGAACAUCUACCUGAACACAGUGGAGGCUUUUGAGCCUCGAAUGAACAGAUGGGAGCUGGUGGGUUCAGUGUCUCACUGCCGUGCCGGGGCCGGAGUGGCCGUCUGUUCGUCUCACGUCAGCCAAAUCAGGGACGUGGGCCAGGGCUCCAGCAACGUGGUCAACUGCAUGUGACCGCCACUCCAGUUAUCACGAGGUGACUGACUGCCAGCUCACGAUCAGAUCGGAUCGUUGUACAAGCACACAGCACGAAGCACAGAGACAGUGACAGAGUGAUUUCGCCCAGCAACGUUAUUUCCUUCAACGCUGUCUGAACAUCAGCCUCAAACGGAUUAAGGCUGAUGUUCAGUCUGCACUCAGUGACUGAGGAAUACUAGUGUGAUUUUACUGACUUGAAGUGCACAUUUGACAAAUCAGUCUUCUCUGGAGGAAAAAAAAAACAUUCAAGACAUUAUUCUUGACUCGUGGUGGUGUUAUUUGCAAUCAGUCGUAGUAUUUUGUACUGUAUUUUCUUUUGUUUGACUGCCUUGACAUAGUUUAGACUUUUUUUUUUUUUUAAAGGGAAAAUAGAAGCUGAGCCCUGUAUUUAAUCCUAAUCUCUUGAGAAUGAGAGGUGAUUUUUGGAUUCAGAACUACUAGGUUGCUUAACUGUGCACAUAACGAACAUGGGCUAUGUAGUCGGCCAGUAUGAAAGCGUUUCAGAUGUCUCUUGUUUAAGACAGUCUCCGGAUUACUCUUUGGCCCUGCAGGUUUUUUUUUUCAUUGUACGGAGAGAUGUGACAAAUCAGUGAUGAUAAAAAAAAAAAAAUACUGGAUUAAACACCUAGUUUGCAGUGCAGCAUAUGAAAUUUAAACUAACAUUUUCAUCAGUCAAUGUCAAGUAGGUAAACAAGUAGUUAAGAUGUCAAAUACAUUUUCAAGAUUCCUGUGAUCUCUUCCCAAGGUAAGGGGAAAGCAUCCAUUAUGGCAGUCUGACUUACUGUUCCUAUCAGUCCCAGCUGAUUCCUAUCAGUCCCAGCUGCAGUAAACUGGAUCAUAGCCGACCCGUUCUUGCUGGGAUUUGCAUUUAAUUGUGUUUGAACAAUCAUUUAAGGCUGUUUGGGACAAAUCAGUCACUGGUCAGGAGGUGACAGUUCCGGGGAAUUUAACUGAUGCAAGUGCCAAAAACAAAAAAGUGCGCCAGCUGCCUUUUCCUUGACCUCAGAACUAAAAGAGUUUUGACAACUACAUACCCGAGAGUCAAGGACUGAUCAGAGCAAUACGGUGCACGUCUCCGGUUCUUUUUCAGUUUGCAUUAUUGUACAGAGAUCUGCUCAAACUGACAGGUGCAGAUUUUCAAAUUCAAGGUCUGCGUUUGACGAUAGCUGGACUGUCAGUAAUCCUAGUCAGUGUUUUCAGACGUGUAUGCGAUUCAGCUGAGGUUUGUCUCUGCAGAUGGUUCAGUUUAUAUUUUAAUAUAUGGACAUUUUUGUAUUAUAAAAUAGGUGUAUCUUUGGUAUUAUUCUUUGCUAUAAUAUCUAAUUCAUUGCUGUGCACUAUUUUCCUAGAAUAGAUAUGAAAUCUGAGUAUAUUUUUGUCCUUAAUGGAGAAUUUCAUGUUAUUCGUGUUAUGAGUUUUAAGAUGUUUAUUUAACACUCAUGCCUAUAUGUGCCAUAUCUAAGAAAAAUGUAAUAAAUUUCUGGCAACAGUUUUGUUUUUCAGAAUAGGCUGAGAGAGUGAUGACUUUAAAAACAGAUAUGCUAUAUAUGCUUCAUACUAGAAGUAUACAUAUUACUGCACUAGAGUUUGUGUCUUACUAUUAUUAAUACUAUCAAUCAUUUUUACUCCAAAACUGAAGUUGUUGCCAACUUUGUUUGCAAAUGAGCCAGAUGCCCAGUCUUUUGUAAACGUUACUGUACUUUGUGUUGUUCUUCCUCCUCUUGACUGCUUCCUUUUUGUGCUUUUUAUUCACAUGAUACUGGUAUAAAUUGCUACAAUAAAGUUAUGUGCAAAGUUCA